This is a messenger RNA of Nelumbo nucifera (sacred lotus), 811 nucleotides long. Its product is annotated as AWPM-19-like family protein. The record is from RefSeq and is a predicted model, not a curated record. Lineage: Eukaryota; Viridiplantae; Streptophyta; Magnoliopsida; Proteales; Nelumbonaceae.
AAGCUCUUCUCUCUGUGCUUCGGUCAAGCUCUCUUUCUUGCAUUUGGUUCUUUGAGGGGAGGAUUAAUUCUACAGCCCUUAUUUCUUCUUUGAACUUCUCUCAUUCCUUCUAAGAAUGGCUGGUGAAGGGUUGAAACCCCUCGCAACUGGACUUCUGCUACUCAAUUUCUGCAUGUGUGUGAUUGUGGCAUCAAUAGGAGGAUGGGCCAUCAACCGAGCCAUUGAUCAUGGCUUCGUAAUUGGCCCAUCACUUGAGCUUCCUGCUCAUUUUUCGCCCAUCUACUUUCCGAUGGGGAAUGCUGCCACCGGAUUCUUUGUGCUGUUUGCAGUGAUUGCCGGUGUCGUGGGAGGAGCAUCCGCCAUUGCUGGAUUGAACCACAUCAGGUCAUGGAAUGUGAACAGCUUACCAUCUGCAGCUUCAGUGGCUAUUAUUGCUUGGACCCUAAUUCUCCUUGCCAUGGGUUUGGCCUGUAAAGAGAUUGAGAGAGGCUUCAGGAAUGCACGUCUGAGAACAAUGGAAGCAUUCUUGAUCAUUCUUUCAGCCACGCAGUUUCUAUACAUUCUCGCCAUUCAUGGAGCAUCAACCAUAAGACCAUAAAGAGAUCAAUUUGAGGGUUGAUUUGCGUUUGGGUGGAGACUGUGGUGUUAAUAUUUGUUGUUUCUUUUCUAUUUAAUUUGUUGUGAAAUGGUGUGUGUGAUUGGAUUUGUUGUUAAAAGAAUUAAUGCACAUGGAGAAAUUCCAUGUAUGAGAUUGCAUUGUUUGUAGAUGUUGAUUCUGUUUGAAUUUGAUAUAAAUAAAAGAAAACACUUU